CGAACGGAUUGCAGGUGAGGCGAUCGGUGACGCGAGUUCCUGCUUCGAUGUGUGUGUGUGUGUGUUUCUGCGUUUUUGUCGCUGAAUGUUUCAUUUGGAGACUGGAUGAUGUUGAUCUUUAGAGGAAAAAUGCAAUCACUUCGGAAUGCUAUAUUGGCUUACAUGAGAGUUGAGGUCCCUAUGAAAGGACGUUGGGUUCCACAGUAUCUGAAUGGAAUACACAAACAUGAGCAACUAAUGUGUAUGUGCAGCACUGCUGCAAAUAGCAGCCAGGAUGAGGUUGUUGAUAAAGUGAUCGAUCUAGUGAAGAAAUUUGACAAGAUUAAUGCUACUAAAGUAACAGAAACUGCUGAUUUCCAGAAGGACUUAAGCCUUGAUAGCCUCGACAGAGUGGAACUUGUCAUGGCUUUUGAGGAAGAGUUUUCAGUCGAGAUUCCUGAUUCCGAAGCAGAUAAGCUUAAGUGUUGCCUUGAUGUUGCUAAGUACAUCAUUUCUAAUUCAUCUGAAGAAGCUUCUGAGAGCUGCUAAUUGUGUUCAAUAGUGAUAGGGCAUUACUUGUUAACUUCUUCUGGUUGGUUCAGUUACCAUGUUUACAUGACACUGUUGUUGUGCUCACAUCAUGAAAAUUUUCCAGAGAUUUGAUUCUCCAUUUUCUCGAAAAUAAAUUCAUGCGGCAGAACAUAUACCAUUGUUUUAUGUAUAUUAUACACCAAACAGAACACAUGCUUUAGUACAAUACAUCAAAAGUUUAAAUAACAAGCAGAUGCCCAUUGUAGCCUGCAGCUCAGCGUGACUAUAGCGCCAUCCUCUUGUUCUGCAAUUAAUCAGUAUCAAUUUGCAUAUUUUGUUUUAGAUACCGGACAUAUAUCACAUGUGAUUCUCUCUUUGUGUCUCACUGAUGGGUUUAGGAUUUGUCGCCAAAUAUAUGUUAUCUGUUGUGUAAGUGCGAACGCCUUCGCCUAGGAACGACAGCUUUAUGGCUUUAUGCUUUCCGGUGAAAGAAUGGCGACAAAGACUACUCUUUGGAAGAGAAAGAACUUUGACAAGGCACACCUUUUCCAAGUUAGGAAUAGCAUGGAGAUAUGAGGGAAGAUCAAUUAGGAAUUCUCCAUAACUAUUGGUGCUGCCUCUUGCCCAUGAUUUCUUUCGAUUACCGCUGCUGCCACAGAAAACAGCUACUGAUGCGCCUGCAAUUAUAGAACGAAAAUGAAGUUUGUCAUAGUUCUUGCAGUACUUGAUUUCAUGAGCAGAGUAGCAAAAUCAUUCAAUCUGUACAAGAUGAAAAAAGAUGACAAUUACCCGAGACUGGAGUUUGUUUGGAGCGAACUUCACGAUCAUGGCAAAGAAGUUUGCCACCAAUUACUACCGUGGACAGACUAUCUUCCCCGUAACCACCCCAACGAACCACAUCUUCUCUGCUUGAAAAUUCAGCCACCAAAUCCUCACUCCCUGUGGCCAACACUGUCGGAAUUUCCAGGUAUGCAAUAACCAUGAUAGCCAAGAAAAUUAUCUUCACUGAAUCCAUAUUUAUCAUGUCCUGCUGAACUGAGAACCAGGUUGUCUAUGUAAAUAUAUAGAGAGAUCUUACAUGGUUUACAUGCCGGUCUCGACAUCCCAAAAUUACAACUCUGCCCUCCUCCAACUUAGAUGUUUAUAGUAUGAAAUCUUCAGCAUUCAUCAAGUGUAGGGCUAUAGCAGCCAUUUCAUCUACUAUAGUUGGGAAAAUUGUAGUUGGGAAAUAGAAGGCUUAAGAUAUGCAGGUAGGUUGCCUAAUAUUAAUCAUGUCAUGGUCACACUAGGCAUUCUUGUUUUGACAGUAAACCUAAUUUUUCAAGCCUGUUUCAACCAUUCCCAUCUACACAUGAAAUUAAAUUUCUAUUUAACAUUAAUAUUGCAUGUAUCUGCAUAAGAAGACAAUUGUAUGUGUAUAAUUGUUCAAUUAAAAUUUUUUAAAACUUAUAAAUAUUAGUACAACAUAUUCUACUGAUUCUAUCAACUCUGGAAAUCCAUAAUCUAACAUAAUUACAGAGGACCAAUAACAUUUGAUUAAGCUUCCAUACUGAAGCAAACAAUACAUAGGUAAAGUAUCCAUUUUCAAUAGUGACUAUGCAGUAAAUUUCAAAUAAUAUCGAGACCUGGGCCAUUAACAUACAAAUACGCUGUCCGGUCAGUAAAAGGAGUCGGAGUUGGAAUAGGUGAAAAUCCUGUGUAGGUUCCGCGUAUCUUUGCUUGGCAGAUCUCAGCAAUCUUUUUAAUGAGUUCAUGCUUGUGGACAGAUGGUUGGGCAAGGUAUUCUUCGAAUGGCAUCCACUGAAACCAUAAACCAUCUGGUAUGAGAAUCUUCAAUAACGGAAACAACUUGCAAAGUUACAUAAUAGCGAAUUUGCGCACACAUAUAGAUAAUUAGACACAUACCCAGCUCGGGAUGUAGUAGUAUUAUGGCAAGCAUGCCAAUUUGAUCGAUCUAUGGACAGAUCGAAAGAUGAAGUAACCAUAGAGAGCCUACUGUCAUAACAAAUAUUCUCAGUUGGUGACCUACUGAGUGCUCCUCAUUUACUUAGUUAUACUAACUGAUAUUUAUGUUUUAAUAUUUAUAAAUUAUAAGUAUUAGUAUUUACUAUAACAUAGAUAUUAAUUAGUAUGUCAACAAACUAGACAAGUCCUAAUGCAGUAAAGUGGAAUGUGUGCAAAAAUUCAUAUAGAAUGUAUCAUCUUAACUAGUUUUACUUAGCACAAUAUGUCGAAAGCAAACCUGGGCGGCCUCAAUCUCUGCUGCCUGUGGUUGGAGUUCCGAGGACAAUGGUUGUAACAUGCACACAAAGAACAGGUCCGACUUCUCGAAAUACGCUUUGUGGCUCUGUCUG
Andrographis paniculata is the source of this 2864-nucleotide messenger RNA. RefSeq names its product acyl carrier protein 3, mitochondrial. Gene Ontology annotation, biological process: fatty acid biosynthetic process. Gene Ontology annotation, cellular component: mitochondrion. The record is from RefSeq and is a predicted model, not a curated record. The transcript has 4 exons. Bases 106 to 528 code for a protein of 140 amino acids. Lineage: Eukaryota; Viridiplantae; Streptophyta; Magnoliopsida; Lamiales; Acanthaceae. Gene Ontology annotation, molecular function: acyl carrier activity; acyl binding.